Messenger RNA from Pieris macdunnoughi, 1806 nucleotides. Lineage: Eukaryota; Metazoa; Arthropoda; Insecta; Lepidoptera; Pieridae. The record is from the annotation of a GenBank genome assembly.
AUGAUGGUGAGACGAAGCGGUAGAUACACCGUCAGCUGGCGAGGCUUCAGGGAUUUUUCAGCCAAUAAACCACCAGACGACCAAAAGGAGGAACCAAAACCAGAAGAAGAUUUAUCAAACCAUGAUGUGAUAUUUUUAAGAGGCAUUGUUGAGAGCCCUGAUUUUGCGCGGAAAUGUGAGUCGAUCGAUUCUGAGGAGGAUUUGAUUGUGAAGCCUGUAUCCUUGGACAAUGUAAAUAUAAUACGAUCGCUCAGCGAAUAUCGAGGUAACAAUAUUCGAACAAUCGAACAAGCUGAACUAGCUAUAUUAUUAUCUCGAGUUCAUUUUAAGGCUCUGAUUGAUGUACAUGAUCAAGUUGGUAAAAUUUGGUUAGAAAGAGGUUCUGGUAUUGAUGAGAAAAUAGAUAUAAAGGAAGGAACUAAGGACACUGCAGAAGCACUUACGCCAAGUCCAGAUCAGAACGGAGACAUGCCAGUUGAAACUGUUAAAGUUGUAGGUCUCCGUAAGGUGCCUGGUCAACCAUUAGGUUUAACUGUUACAACAGAUGAACAUGGACAGUUGAUAGUGGCCAGAAUUUUAGCUGGCAGUGCGGCAGCAAAACAAGCACUUCUUAAUGUGGGUGAUGUCUUACUGGAGGUGGAUGGUGUGCAAGUGGAUUCUGAGGAACAACUGAAAGAAGCUGUUUCAAAACCUAACGACAGGGUGACCUUGAAAGUGGGACCAAAUUUAAAAGAAAAGAGUGCUCAAUUAACAAAUAAUAAACUUAGUUGUUAUGUUAGGGCGCUAUUUGACUACAGCCCAGUAGAAGAUACACUCAUUCCAUGUAAAGAAAUAGGAUUAGAGUUUAAAAGGGGUGACAUUUUACAAAUAUCAGAUAGAAAAGACCCAAAUUGGUGGCAAGCAAGUCAUGUUGAGAAGCCUGAUGUUGUUGGUUUAAUACCUUCACCUGAACUAGAAGAGAGAAGAAAGGCAUAUGUACCACCAGAAGCAGAUUUUGUGCAUAAAAUUAGCAUAUGUGGAGCCAGGAUAUCCAGGAAAAAGAAGAAAUUCGUGUACGAGUCCCGUUCAAGUGUCAAGCUAGAAGGUGCAGAGUUGGCACUGUAUGAAGAGGUGGCUCGUACUCCGCCUUUUCUACGCAGAGUGUUGGCGUUGGUGGGCACGAGGGGCGUCGGACGGAGAACUCUUAAGAAUAAGAUGAUUCAGGAGUACCCUGAUAGGUUUGGGGCUGUAAUCCCACAUACGUCUCGACCACCUCGGCCUUUGGAAGAAAGUGGGGCCUCGUACUGGUUCGUGUCCCGGGAAGAAAUGGAAAGAGACGCUCAUGCCGGCCGUUUCCUUGAGUAUGGCGAACAUAAUGGUCACUUGUAUGGAACACAUUUGGACUCCAUAAGAGCCGUUAUUAAAGAGGGAAAGAUGUGUAUUCUGGAUUGUGCCCCACAGUCUCUGAAACUGCUUCACAAUAGCAGCGAAUAUCUUCCUUACGUCGUAAUGAUUGGAUCACCCGGAAUAGACCAAUUGAGGAACCUCACGUACGCCUCUAACCGAAAUCUAACAUUCGACCGGCAGAGCUCCAUCCGCUACAGCUCAAGACGCGCGCGCACGCUCGAGUCGCUCGCAUCGCUUUACGAGGAGGAAGACUUAAAGCAAACGCUAGAAGAAAGCGCCCGUAUUCAAAGACAGUACGAGAAAUACAUCGACUUAGAGAUAAUAAACACAAACAAUGAUACCACUUACUCUAAAAUAAUGGAUGCGCUUCACUCUCUAUCCACUGACCACCAAUGGGUGCCUGUCAGCUGGAUUUACUAA